Molecule: messenger RNA, 889 nt
Organism: Somion occarium
Lineage: Eukaryota; Fungi; Basidiomycota; Agaricomycetes; Polyporales; Cerrenaceae
Source: the annotation of a GenBank genome assembly
AGAGGGCCAUGCAGACGUUAUCGAAGCUUCUCAUCGUGCCAAUGGAACCUGCCUAGAAGCGGGGCAGAUGAUAAAACAUAGUACCAGGAUAUUCGGCCUCUGCAUAACAUCUUCAUGGGCCUCAAGAUCUCAUACCUGCCGAGGAUAACGCAAUCCCUGUCCUGGGCAUUUACGAUGUAUGUCAAUGUAACGCGAUACGUACAGAUCCAUGAAUAAGGAAAUCAAGAUGAUACAAAAGCUAUUCUCUGGGAAGCGUCGAACUACUUCAAUGAAACCCUCCACGUCAGGCAAUGAGUCUGACUGGCCGGUGCGUGGGCACCGAUAUUUCCUCCUCGUUUCUGGCUUGUGUUCUUUGCUGAUAUGUGUUUUUUUGUGUUUCUUUGAAGAGGUUGGAGCGGAUAAGAAUGGGGAGGGUGAGGCUGCGGCUCUACAAGAAACUAUCAAUGAAGAACCUGAGGCUGAGGCUGCCGCGGAAGCAGCUGAGGAACCCUCGGAGGCUUGAUUAUCUGUGACCUGAGUCUGCCUUAUCAUCCGCUGCUGCACAUGGAGACUCCUCCGUCCGUUCUUUAGGUUUAGAUCGAUCGUCAAAACGUGUGUAUGUGUACAUUGUACAUUGUACUUACUACUUACUCUUGCGUUACCCUUCCCCCUUCUACCCCUCUACCUCUUACCUCUAAUCCUCUCUCUCCCCUCGCACCACCCUCUUCUCACCCGUUUACCCUCCCUCAUCUUCAGCGCAACCUCCGACAUUUUACGGUCAUAUCCCCCGGUUCCUGGCUUCAUUCUUUUGUCUUUUGUAGUUCGUACGUGUGUGUUUUUCGUUGUACAUCGUACCACUGGGUUUGUGUACAUACAUAUAUCGGUAGCACUCACUUCUAGACAUAUGGAU